UGGAGUGGCUACAUAUAAAGGGUCGGUCUUUUGGAUGGACCGAGUUUCCAUUUUCUUUCUUAUUCCGUUCUUUCUCCAUGGGGUAUGUCUUAUUUGGAGUUCUUAGCAGGAUUAAUACUUGGUUGUUGUAUUGUUACUUGGUAGUUGUUUGAUUUUAUCAGUAAUCACCCAACUAGUCUUUAAGAAACUACUUUUUCAAUUUGGGUAUAUUAUCAAGUGUUAACGUGGUUGAUCAAAACCUGAGUGAUUGUGUCACAUUGCCUCACUACGGUGCUGGUGGCACUCGUAUUACUUAUGUUCUGCUACUGUUCAGGAUUGAUACUAAUUUCAGAGUAGCAGCAGUAUCUGUAACUGCUCUGCUGGAUUAAUGGGUUAUGCGACGGGCUAGACCAGUUGACCAAAGACUUGCUCUUGUCACACCUAUGGUUUAGCCUGACCCUUGUGCAUAGCAUUGCAGUGUAUAUUUCAAAGCAUUGCAGUGUAGAUGUCACCUUUUCAAUUCAUGUACCAUACAUGACGCCCCCCCCCCCCCCUCUCUAAUUUGCUACCAGAUCUAAUGCCUAUUCGUCAAUCUUUUCUCCCUUGUCAAGCUCGUUGAUGACUAUCUCUCUCCAUCGUUGUAUCUCACAAGACUUUAUAUACAUAGCAAUAAAAUUGAUGUUUUAUUUUUAAUUGGUUUAUUAAGCAAAUUUAUAAUGGAUUAAAUCUGACAGAUUUAAUUUUACGAUGGUGUAUGUUAACCAAUCAUUCACGAGAUGACUACAGCAAUUGUUUUUUUGGUUAAAUGAAGAAUUAAUUACACCGUUUGAUGCGUGAUUUUAACAUGUACUCCGUAUUUUCAAAUUAGAAACCAUUUUAGAAGAUUAUUUAACGCCCCGGAGGAUUAGCAAGAGGUGCCUAACUGCCUAUCACGUAAUGGUCAAAGUAAUUGUAAAACUAAUAAAAAAGUUAAGUUACAAAUGCCGCUCUUUAAUGAGUUCUCACCCCGCCCUCGUGGCUCUUUAAACACCAAAAAAAAACAAAUGCCUCUCUUUAAUGAAACAUUAUACGUUUCUUUUUAUGUUCAAUUUUAUCGAGUAAUAAUAACCGAAAUACUUCAUACUAAAUAUGUUAUGUAAAAAAAAGGGGACGAAGUAUUGAUAUUUUACCAACGGUGUAAUUUCGGAAUUUGGAAAACAAGCGGUCAUAAAAAGUCUAUUUUAACACAUACAAAUAUAUUUCCCUCUAAUCCUCGAAUACAAAAGUUUUAAAAUUUGCUGUCGUUCAAUUCAGAAUUUCUAGAUUCAAAUUAUCUCUCUCUUCCCCACCUGUGAUUUGGCAACUAAUUUUCAUUUAAGUCUGAUUCUAAUUUAUUAGAUUUCCAGAUUACACUUUUUUUUCUUUUUUUUUUUGAGAAGAUACAUUUUUUAUUUUUAUCUUAAUUUCUUCUAUUAGUAACUCUUUUUCUUGAUGGAAGUCUGACAAAACAAUCAACUAAUAAUUAAUUUUAAUCCGUUUUACAAAAAUCUUCAGGGUUACAUACACAUUGAUCAACAGGUAUUUAUUAUAAUUUUGUUCCUAGCCUUUUCAUAUUAUAUGAUCAUCACAUAUUGUUCUAUACUCAUCUUUUUGCAUUUUUGUUUGCAUUAUACAUUGAUUAAUAGGUAUUACAUUGCACAAUUUCUUAUGAUCAUCCAUACAUUUUAUUACAGAGCAUUUGUUUGAAAAAUGACCCAGACUAAUUGUUAAUUAGGCGGCCAGACUUCAUGGUGAAUCUCUAAAUCUCUGCCACAACAAUCAUACCAAGGUGUAUUGGUUCUCCUCAUAUAAUGAUGUGUUUAUCUUGUAAUCGGAAAGGAUGAGUUAGGCUGGUUUGAUCAUAGAGACGUAGCCUAGAUUUCUUUUCUUGUUACGUAACAUAAUACAAAAUCUAAAAUAACCACCCAGAAAAUUUGAUCACAAAAGAAACACUUUUCCUGUUUUUGUAAAGUUUUGUUUUCAUUGGAGAAAACAUAAACAUGGAGCUAUUCAGGCAAAUAGGGGAAGUUUUAGGAAGCAUGAAGGCCUUGAUGAUAUUAGAAGGCGAUGCUCAGAUAAACAGAAGACAGUGCAGUUUGUUGUUUGACAUGUUUAACUUAGCCUUUGAAACAUUAUCAGAAGAAAUUAAGCUGAACCUUAGGUUAGAAGAGAAGAACACGAAAUGGAAAGCGUUACAUCAACCUUUAAAGGAGCUUUAUAGAGUAUUUAAAGAAGCAGAAUCGUAUGUGAAACAAUGCAUGGAUUGUUCUAAGGAUUGGUGGGUUAAGGCCCUGCACUUACAUAAUAAUCGAGAUGCUGUUGAAUUUCAUGUGCAUAACUUGCUUUGCUACUUUGCAAUCGUUGUUGAGGCGAUUGAAACAGCAGGGGAAAUAUCAGGGCUCGACUUAGAUGAGAUGAAGAAGAAGAGGAUCAUGUUGUCUAACAAGUAUGAUAUGACAUGGAAUGAUCCAAAGCUUUUCAUGUGGAAAUAUGGGAAACAAUAUUUAAUUUCCCAAGAUAUUUUGCAUAGGAUGUGCAAUGUUUGGAAAGAAGAUCAAUGGAUUUUGGUCGAAAUGAUUAAGGAGAAGAAGGUUUCGCCUUCUUUCACUAUGAGUAAGCAAGAUCAACGGCUCAGUGACUUGCUUAUGAAGAAGAUGAAUGGGGAAGAAUCGCUCUUUCAUAGCUCUAUUUUAACUGGAGCAAAGGAUUAUCAUGUGAGAAGGCGCAUAUGUAUAGGAAUGCAGAUUAAAGAGAUACAUUGGUUAGGGGAGAGUUUUAUUUUGAGACACUUUUUUGGGGAGCCUUCCUUAUUGAAUGCAGAGAUUUCUUUUCUGCUCUCUCUUUCCCACCCUAAUGUAGUCCAGUAUCUUUGUGGAUUCCACGACGAGGAAAAAAAAGAGUAUUUCCUUGUGAUGGAGGUGAUGAGCAAGGAUCUUAGAAGCCAUAUAAAGGAGGUUUCUAGUUCAAAAAGACGGAUGCUUUUUUCUUUCCCAGCUGCAGUUGACAUCAUGCUUCAGAUUGCGAGAGGCAUGGAAUACCUUCACUCUAAGAAGAUUUAUCAUGGAGAUCUGAACCCUUCAAAUGUUGUUAUCAAGCCUAGAAAUUCAUCUUCAGAUGGUUACUUUCAUGCGAAAAUCUCUGGUGUUGGUUUGAAGAAUGUUAAAACUAUGCCUGCUAGAGUCCCCCCACCAAACCAAAAUGAAGUUUUCACUUUUAUUUGGCAUGCCCCUGAGGUGUUAACUGAACAAGAAAGGCCAGGGAGCAGUGGAAAAUACAAGUACUCUGAGAAAGCCGAUGUUUACAGCUUUGGGAUGCUUUGUUUUGAGCUUUUGACAGGGAAAGUUCCUUUCGAAGAUGGCCACCUUCAGGGAGAUAAAAUGAGUAGAAAUAUAAAGGCAGGAGAACGGCCUUUAUUCCCGUUUGCUUUGCCCAAGUAUCUUGCAAAUUUGACUAGAAGGUGCUGGCAAACUGAUCCAACUCUGAGACCAGGUUUCUCCUCAAUUUGUAGGAUACUACGUUAUGUCAAGAGGCUGAUUGUGAUGAACCCUCAUCUAGCAGAACCUGAGAUUCCAUCAAUAGUUCAAGUAGAUUUUUGUGAUAUAGAAGCCGGGUUCAUGAAGAAGUUCCCAUCAGAGGCUAGUGCUGCGGUAACUCCUGUUUCACUGAUUCCAUUUCAGUUGUUUUCUUACAGAAUAGCAGAGAAAGAGAAGCUCAAUGGGAUCAGUAAAGACAAGAGCUGGGAUUCACAUAGUGAGGUGGUUAUUGGAUCUCCUAUGGAUGAGAUUGACAAUGUAUUAGAAGACUCAUUAUCACCAGCCCACGACACGCAGUCAUUGUGCUUAGAGAUUCCUGAGAAGAGACUCUCAGUUCUGAGGAGGGUCAAUGGCAUAACCACAGACGACCAAUUCUUGCAAACACAUGAUGCAAGGUCUGUGUCUGUGGAAACCCCGGAUUUGAAAGUUUCACGUUUAAGGAAAGCAAACAGCUUAGCAGCAGGUCGCUCAUCUUUGGUAGCACAACAUACAAGAUCAGUCUGCACAAAUAUUCCUGAAAAGAAACGGCCUUCUCCUUUGAAAAGCUGCAAUACGUCACAUUCCUUUGAAACUCACAUUGAAACAAGACCGGCAUGUACUGAGAGCUCGGAAAAGAAAGUCCCAGAUAAGAAGGUUCCGUUUCUGAGAAAAACUAGUAGUGUCAGAACGACCAAAGAUCCAGGGAAAGCAAAGGGUAAAGUGAAUGUGAAUGGAACUUCAUCUCUAAGUUGGCGUGGUCAUACUGCAAGGAUUACUGCAGACAAGCAGUACCAAUCACAACCUUUAUCACAGAAGCCGAAUAGGAGUAAACACAAACAAGCUGGUUAUUCACCUGGUCACUCGAGUUUUUAACUCAUAACAAAAGAUUACUUGCAUCUCUUCAUUCAUACAUCAGUUGGUUACCUAGUACACAAAUUACUUCUGAAGCCUAAUGGUUAACUGUCCUUUGUAAGAGCAUUGUGCCCUGCAUUCAGGGUAGUGGGAUCACUUGGUAACACUCGGAGGAACGAUUUCCGUCUGCAGUUACAGCUUUACAAUCCCUGAACUGCAUUUUAGAUUAUAUUCUACUUCCAAGUGAAUUUUAGUGGAAGGUGCAGGAAAAUUUUGGACAAACCAUUUUCAAGCUGUAAAACUUUCCUUAUUUUAUGAGGUUUCUAAUAUUUUUUGGAGAUCAUAUACUUUAA
Chenopodium quinoa (quinoa) is the source of this 4714-nucleotide messenger RNA. RefSeq names its product light-sensor Protein kinase-like. The record is from RefSeq and is a predicted model, not a curated record. The coding region runs from base 1998 to 4382 and encodes 794 amino acids. Gene Ontology annotation, molecular function: ATP binding; protein kinase activity. Gene Ontology annotation, cellular component: cytoplasm. Gene Ontology annotation, biological process: protein phosphorylation; signal transduction. The transcript is spliced from 2 exons. Lineage: Eukaryota; Viridiplantae; Streptophyta; Magnoliopsida; Caryophyllales; Amaranthaceae.